CUUUUGUUUUGCUUUGAUCGCUGCUGUCAAGUAGUUUCUGCGGCACGAACAAGCUUCUACCGUCUCAGCACCGAAUACGGUGGUUUCAUUUCUAGGUUAGUGUUACUGUGACAAGGUGAGUCCCGGAUACUCAGUGUCACGCACAUCAAUAAAAGACCAGAAAGCGGUAUUGGAGUAUUGGGCUGAUUCACGUGUGACCAACAAGAAGACAGAGAAGAACCAAACCUCAGAGAUCUACAUACUGACUGGGGAGGAACAAAUGGAGUUUGAUAAAUUUGCAGUUUAUUUCUCGGAGGAGGAGUGGGGCUAUUUAGCUGAAGGACAAAAAGAGCUUUAUAAGGAUGUGAUGAUGGAGAAUUACCAGACCCUCAGGUCACUAGGAUAUGUUCCUGAGAAACCUUUACUUAUUACACAGAUUGAGAACAGAGAGGAGCCGUAUGUGGGCAAUUUUCUAAUUACCGAAGGUGAAUUUACAAAGUGCAGUAGUCCUAGCUAUGGUGAACAUACAGAUAGUUGUUUCAAUCUUGUUCAAAAUCAAAGAAGCAACAUGGAAAAUGUAUUUUCUGAAUCUGGGAUUUAUUUUACUAGGAAAUCGCAUCUUAAUAGACAUCAGGAAAUUCAUACAGGAGAGAAAGCAUUUUCUUGUUCUGAAUGUGGGAAGUGUUUUAUUGAAAAAUCAGCUCUUAUUAAACAUCAGAAAAUUCAUACAGGAGAGAAAUCAUUUUCAUGUUCUGAAUGUGGGGAGUGUUUUACCAGGAAAUCAACUCUUAUUACACAUCAAAAAAUUCAUACAGGCGAGAAAGCAUUUUCAUGUUCUGAAUGUGGAAAGUGUUUUAUUCAGAAAUCAACUCUUAAUACACAUCAGAAAAUUCAUACAGGAGAGAAAGCAUUUUCAUGUUCUGAAUGUGGGAAGUGUUUUACUCUGAAAUCAAAUCUUAUUAGACAUGAGAAAAUUCAUACAGGAGAGAAAGCAUUUUCUUGUUCUGAAUGUGGGAAGUGUUUUGCUUUAAAAUCAACUCUUAUUACACAUCAGAAAAUUCAUACAGGAGAGAAAGCAUUUUCAUGUUCUGGAUGUGGGAAGUGUUUUACUAGGAAAUCAACUUUUAUUACACAUCAGAAAAUUCAUACAGGAGAGAAAGCAUUUUCAUGUUCUGAAUGUGGGAAGUGUUUUACUGAGAAAACAAAUCUUAUUAGACAUAAGAAAAUUCAUACAGGAGAGAAAGCAUUUUCAUGUUCUGAAUGUGGGAAGUGUUUCAUUCUGAAAUCAAUUCUUAUUAGACAUAAGAAAAUUCAUACAGGAGAGAAAAGGAAGUGUUUUACUGAGAAAUCAACUCUUAAACAUCAGAAAACCCAUACAGGAGAGAAAGCAUAUUCAUGUUCUGAAUGUGGGAAAUGUUUUGUUUGGAAAUCAAACCUUAGUAAACAUCAGAAAAGUCAUACAGAAGAGAAAGCAUUUUCAUGUUCUGAAUGUGUGAAGUGUUUUAUUAAGAAAGCAGAUCUUAUUAGACAUCAGACAAUUCAUACAGGAGAGAAAGCAUUUUCAUGCUCUAAAUGUGGGAUGUGUUUUGCACAGAAAUUAAAUCUUAUCAGACAUAAGAAAACUCAUACAGGAGAGAAAGCAUUUUCAUGUUCUGAAUGUGGGAAGUGUUUUAUUCAGAAAUCAACUCUUAUUACACAUCAGAAAAUUCAUACAGGAGAGAAAGCAUUUUCAUGUUCUGAAUGUGGGAAGUGUUUUAUUCAGAAAUCAAAUCUUAUUAGACAUGACAAAAUUCAUACAGGAGAGAAAGCAUUUUCAUGUUCUGAAUGUGGGAAGUGUUUUGCUUUAAAAUUAACUCUUAUUACACAUCAGAAAAUUCAUACAGGAGACAAAGCAUUUUCAUGUUCUGGAUGUGGGAAGUGUUUUACUAGGAAAUCAACUUUUAUUACACAUCAGAAAAUUCAUACAGGAGAGAAAGCAUUUUCAUGUUCUGAAUGUGUGAAGUGUUUUACUGAGAAAUCAGAUCUUAUUAGACAUCAGACAAUUCAUAAGAAGAAAAAGGCAGCAUUCCAUGAAUCCAAAUGCGAUAAAACAAACAGUCUUUAAUGGAACAGGUUAAAACCAACACUCAAUGUACAGAAUAUGGACGAAGGAGAGGAGUCCUUGCGCGUUUCAUGCCGUGCAACAUUUAGGCAUAGGAUAACCCCACAUACACUGACUCUGCCUUAUAUGAUGAUUGCAUCUAAUCACCAGCCAUACAUCAGUUUCCAUGGAGACGGACACCAUACUUACAGAGAUACAGUUACAUGUUAAAAAUACAUAAACAAUGUCAGCAUUUAAACAAAAUUGUAGUUAUAUAUACUUCUAUGUAUAUUGAGAAAUUAAAUGUUUUUUAGUCUCAAAUAAAAUCAUAAAGAACCUUAUAGAUAGUUAAGUGCUAGUCACGGAAAGAUUAAAGGUUGAAGGUUAAAGUUGAAAACCUCACAGUUAAUGGGUACUCAAAUAGUGAACAGCUACCAUACCGCAAAUAUAUAAAAACAUUAAAUAUAAUAUAAUCAUUGACCCAAAUUUUGGAUCUCAAUAUCUGGAUUUUUAGAGAGAUAUGGUCUGAACUGAAGUUGAAAAAACUCAUAAAUUUGCAUCACCCGUAUUUAAUGUUAGAUAAAGUGUGUAUGCUCUUACUUUAGUGGCAUGAUCUUGUAUUGCAAAAUAAUGAUGGUGUAAUUAAUAUUGCUCACACUGGAUUAAAACACAUACCCAUUUUCAAAUGAAUAUACUCGUACAAGUACAGAUAACUCUUUACUCCCUUGGUAUACUCCUUCUAAACUACAUGAUAUCUAAUACUAGGGAUGCAUAUAAGUAUGUAAUAUGCAAAUGACAAUAACAAACUUAAACUGCUUGAAAUAAAAGCAACUUGUUCACUUUUGAAAACAGAUCACUUUAAUCUUGACGGUACUCUAGUAUUUAAUUUCAAAAUCUAAUAUAAUUCUUAUAUAUACUUAUAAUUCAGACAAUUCAUACAGGAAUCUGGGAAGUGUUUUACUGAGAAAACAAAUCUUAUUAGACAUUAGAAAAUGCGUACAGGAGAGAAAGCAUUUUAUGUCCUUGUGACGAGACCAAUCUCGUCACUGUGCAUUGGAGGGCCUGUUAUGGAACAUUCUUUGGGCUGGAGGUACAUGGGCUUAAGAAUACCCAGAGACUGCAUGGAAAUGUGGAAUUUUAUAUGCUGGACACCCCAUGUACUUUCAUAAUUCUGUCUUAUGUCCAUGUCACCCUGUAUCCAUAAAUACAGGAUGGGUACCGGGUGUGAGUGCACCUUGUGGGAGCAAUUGUGACUCUAUAAGCCAAGUGGGCAUAAAUGACUUUAUAGCUAAUAACUAUUCUUAUAUUCUGUCAGUACUGAGUUAACUUUGUUCAGCUUUAAGAAGCUAUUUUCUAAAGACAAGGUUGCUAGCCUCAGCUAUUGUGUACUGUAAUUAAGUUUAGUGAUAAACAUUCACAUUGUUUAAUCACAUCCAGAGAGCAGACGCCCAAGUGAUAAGAAGGACUCAAUUGGUUAUCUGCUUAAGUAAUGUAAUUCUAUUGUAUCAUGUCAAAGGGCGUUUUCCCUCUAUCUAAUGUACAGUAUUCUUUCAACCCCCCAUCUGGGGUCAGACCUGCAUAAAUACUGGGCAUAUAGCCUUCAAUAAAAGCAUUCUGUUUUAACCUUCAA
Bombina bombina (fire-bellied toad) is the source of this 3689-nucleotide messenger RNA. Its product is annotated as oocyte zinc finger protein XlCOF7.1-like. The coding region runs from base 260 to 2083 and encodes 607 amino acids. The record is from RefSeq and is a predicted model, not a curated record. The transcript is spliced from 5 exons. Gene Ontology annotation, biological process: regulation of immune system process; regulation of cytokine production; negative regulation of transcription by RNA polymerase II. Lineage: Eukaryota; Metazoa; Chordata; Amphibia; Anura; Bombinatoridae.